Messenger RNA from Letharia columbiana, 264 nucleotides. RefSeq lists its product as uncharacterized. The record is from RefSeq and is a predicted model, not a curated record. The coding region runs from base 1 to 264 and encodes 87 amino acids. Lineage: Eukaryota; Fungi; Ascomycota; Lecanoromycetes; Lecanorales; Parmeliaceae. The transcript is spliced from 2 exons.
AUGGAACACAGACAAGACACGUCCGCCGAAAUAUCCGAACUGAAACACACCAUCACCCGACUGAAGAUCCAAAUCGAGGACCUCGACCGCUACCUCGGCGCGAUUCGGAAAGAGCUCGGGUUCUACAAGACCAUGGUGGAGGACUGCAGGAACGUGUUCGAGAAAUACCCAGACCCGGAGAGGGAGGAGAAACGCACGAGUGAGAGCGAGGGUGGCGGGGGGAUGUCAGCGGCGGUGGGGGGGUUGAAGAUAAGUGAUGAUUGA